This is a messenger RNA of Brassica rapa (field mustard), 3037 nucleotides long. RefSeq names its product bystin. Gene Ontology annotation, molecular function: snoRNA binding. Lineage: Eukaryota; Viridiplantae; Streptophyta; Magnoliopsida; Brassicales; Brassicaceae. The record is from RefSeq and is a predicted model, not a curated record. Gene Ontology annotation, biological process: rRNA processing. Gene Ontology annotation, cellular component: nucleolus; preribosome, small subunit precursor; cytoplasm.
GAAUACAAGGCCCAUUACUAAAAUUUUAAACGAGUAUUAUCUUCUUCUACCCUAAUUAGUUUUUUUCUCCUCGCCCUCGUAAGAAUUCUUUUGUUUUUUUUUUGUCUGAAACGUUGAAACACUCUUCAUCGUCUUCAUCGACGUUAAGGUAGGAAGGGUUCCAAAACAUCUCGCUGGUUCGUCGCUGUUUGUUGUACAAGUGUGAGGAAAAAGGCGUCAGGAAGCUAAAACUAAAACCGAAGAAGAAGAUGGCGAAGAAGAGAGAUCGAAUUGUCAACACAGAGCCUUUUAUCACCCAUAACGACGACUCCGUGGUGGUUUCUUCCAGGAAACGAUCAAAGGUUCCCAAAACCCAUCAGCAGCAAGAGAAGUUGAUUGUGGCUGGUAUUAGCGCCAAGAUCAUGAAGGUAGCUCUCGCUCAGCAAAAAGAGAUCGCUGAUGAAGAGAACGCCGAGAAGUACCCCAGCACCGCUGUGUUUUCCGCUGUCGCUGCCUUGACUGCGGAAGAGGAGAAGAAAGUGAUUGAGGAGGAAGAUGACAUUGAUGACUUUGAUGGAAAGUUCGAAGAUGAGAGUUAUCAAGAAGAUAUUAAUGAAGAUGACGAGAGGUUGUUUGAGUCAUUCAUUGUUAAGAACGCGCCUCCUCAGCGUACUCUAGCGGAUAUCAUCAUCAAGAAGAUCAAAGAUAAUGACUCCCAGUUAGCUGAAGAAGAGCGUCCAGAUCCUCAAAUGGACCCUAUGAUUGCUAAACUAUAUAAAGGUGUUGCCAAGCUUAUGAGCGAAUACACGGUUGGGAAAAUGCCGAAAGCAUUUGUGCGUAUCACUAAAAUGGAACGAUGGCAGGAUGUGUUGUACUUGACAGAGCCAGAGAAAUGGUCGCCUAACGCAAUGUAUCAAGCCACAAGAAUCUUUGCUCACCACUUGAAAAACAGCCAGAUUCAGCUGUUUUACAACUACGUUCUGCUUCCCCGGGUGAGAGAGGAUAUUAGGAAGAACAAGAGGCUGCAUUUUGCUCUGUACCAGGCUGUGAAAAAGUCACUAUACAAGCCUAGUGCAUUCAACAAAGGGAUUCUAUUCCCACUUUGUAAGUCGGGUACAUGCAGUCUCCGUGAAGCUGUUAUUCUAGGGAGCAUUCUCGAAAAGUGCUCUUUCCCUGUGGAUCACUCGGGUAUUGCUUUGCUAAACCUAGCUGAGAUGGAGAAUUGUGGCACAACAAGCUACUUUAUAAAAACUCUUUUGGAUAAAAAAUAUUUUAUGCCAUAUAGAGUGCUUGAUGCAUUGGUAGCUCAUUUCAUGAGAUUCGUGGACGAAAUAAGAGCUAUGCCUGUGAUUUGGCACCAGGCUCUUCUUACUUUUGUGCAACGGUACAAAUAUGAGCUACUAAAGGAAGACAAAGAGCAUUUACAAACUCUCAUCAAGAGGCAAAAGCACCAUCUUGUUACUCCUGAGAUUGUGAGAGAGCUUCAGGGUAGCAGAAACCGUGGGGAAAAAGAUGAUCCUAUCUUGACUAAUUCUUCUUCAGUUACUACAAUCAACUACCCGAUCAAAGAAGACAGGUUUGACAUUGCUGAAGUGCCAAUGGAGGAGGACUGAUUCUUUUGUCUUUUCGUGUUUUGGUUUUGGAAAGACAUAGAAUAACACUGUGAAAUUUCAGUUUUAUCAUGGUUAUUUGAUUCAUUUUAAGUCUGGAUAAAUCCUUGAUUAUGUGAUAGUAUGAUUUUUAUAAACAUGGUUAAGCCCUUUUUGUUAUAAUCCAAAGUUCGUAAUGUUUUUCAUGUUUCGGUCAAUCAUUUGUUGUAGCUUACCGUCUGAGAAGAUGACUUUGAAAGAAAAAAUCAGCUUUUAUUCCAAAUUUUAUGUUUUCUUUAUGGUUCCGCAAUUUUUUUUUUAUUAUUAGUGACUUUCACUUUAUAUUGUUAUGGUUAUUGUAAUUCCAAACUCUGUAAUAUUACAGUUCGGCCAAUUGUUAAUAAUAGUACUUUUUGAGUUUUUAUCUCAAAAAUGGCACUAGAAGGAGAAAGUCACAAAAAUGACAUUCAUUAAAAAGUAAAAUAUCUCUAAUACCCUUAGUUUAAAAUUAAAUAAACAAACAAAAAUAAAUAAAAACAAAUAAAAUAAAAAUGGAAAAAAAAUUUUUAUAGUUUCAGAUUAUAUGUUUUCAGAUUCGAAAUUUUUUAUAAUUUUUUUUUGAAACUUUUUUUUCGAAUUUUUUUUAUAUAUUUUUUUCAAAUUUUCUUUUUAUAAUUCAAAAUUUUUUUUGAGACUGUUUUCUAAAUUUUUAUUUUUAAUUUUUUAGUAUUUAUUUUUUAUUUUAUAAAAUUUUAAACCCUAAUUCAAAUGUUGCACAUCUAUUAUGGGAACAAAAACUUGGUUUAGUGCUAUCUUAGUCUUUUUCUCUUACAGUAAUUAAACAAAGUUUGUCAAAAGCAAAAAUACAGUAUAUAAGGAAAAAUUAUACAAUUUCCUAGAUGGAUUAAACUAUUAUAAUUCAAAUUUGCAACACAGAACAAUAAUAGAUGUGCAACAUUUGAGUUUAGUUAUACUACUAAGUUAUUUUUGGCCGUUGAAUUUCAAGCCCUCUGGUUUUAUUAUAGGUUUGGUAAAUCAAAUCACUAUUAUUUUAUCUUGUCAAUUCAAAACUCUUCUAAUAAAUCCCAACCGUCAAUAAGAUCAUACGGCUGUUAUUAUUUUAUCCAAAAAAAUAAAGUUAUUGGCAUUGUCAACAAAAAUAUUCGUCCACAAUAAAUGUUCUCAGCAGCCAAACUCCAUCCCUCUCCUACUCCCCUUAUUCUUCUUCUUCUUCUUCGAUUUAUUCUCACAGCUAUAUGGACGAAUGUGGUUGCUUUUAAACGUCAGGCUCUUCUUUCUUUAGUAUUGUCUUCCUUCAGAGAUCGAGGGACCAGAUGGUGUUGGUAUAUUUAAUAGUAUCACCUGAUUAAGAAGAAGAAGAAGAAACUUGUUUUCUUAAGUAAUAAACAAGGAAAAACGCAAACUUGGCAGCUUUUGUGCUCUCUGGUUUCAACAAGGAUUCACAAAGA